UCAGCAGGCGCCGUUGUUUUCUUUCCGCCCCCCCCCUCUCCCCUCCACAGCCUAUUCCCCUUGUCUUCUCAAGAUGUCGUCGUCACGCGUCGGUCUCCGUUUCUUCCAGAACUCUCGCGCUGCGUUCCGCAAUGCGUCCGCACCUUUCCGCCGCCAGGGCGCCCAGUCUCGCCGGUGGCAGAGCGCCGAAGCCGGGGAGCAGCAGACCAUCUUCCAGCGUCUAUGGAAUAGCCCGGUCGGUGUGAAGACUGUUCACUUCUGGGCCCCCGUCAUGAAGUGGGGUCUCGUCAUCGCAGGCAUCUCUGACUUUGCUCGUCCGGCCGAAAAGCUCUCGCUGACCCAGAAUGCCGCCCUGACUGCCACGGGUGCGAUCUGGACCCGGUGGUGCCUUAUCAUCACACCGCGCAACGUUUUGCUCGCUACCGUCAACUUCUUCCUCGGAUGCGUCGGUGCCGUCCAGGUCUCGCGUAUUCUCAUGUACAGACGCAGCCUGAACGACGGCUCUAGCGUCGAGGCGGCCAAGGAUAUCGAGGCCGAGGUCGUGGAUGCCGCCAAGUCGGUGGUGGAGAAGACCGAGAAGGCCGUCGAGAAGGCCAUCGAGAAGGCCGCUUAGAUGGGCGUUUUGAGACGGAAAUAAACCGGGCACUUUUCAGGCCACUUUUGGACGGGACACAAAAAAAAAACGGAAUUGUCGGUCAAUUUGUAUUAGUGCUUGUUGGAUGG
This is a messenger RNA of Penicilliopsis zonata CBS 506.65, 723 nucleotides long. RefSeq lists its product as hypothetical. Gene Ontology annotation, biological process: pyruvate import into mitochondria. Gene Ontology annotation, molecular function: pyruvate transmembrane transporter activity. The record is from RefSeq and is a predicted model, not a curated record. Lineage: Eukaryota; Fungi; Ascomycota; Eurotiomycetes; Eurotiales; Aspergillaceae. The coding region runs from base 74 to 613 and encodes 179 amino acids. Gene Ontology annotation, cellular component: mitochondrial inner membrane. The transcript is spliced from 4 exons.